UACUCGGCCUCAACCCCCUCCCGGCACAAACCGUUUUCGUUCUGAGCGGCCCAAAUCGCACAUCCGUCAACUACGACGACUGCCUCGUAACAACCGACGUCCUAAAGCAAAAUGGCCCGUACCAAGCAGACUGCCCGUAAAUCUACCGGAGGAAAGGCGCCAAGGAAGCAACUCGCUACCAAGGCAGCCAGGAAGAGCGCGCCGUCCACGGGAGGAGUGAAGAAGCCCCAUCGUUACAGGCCUGGAACUGUGGCUCUGAGGGAGAUCCGUCGUUAUCAGAAGUCCACCGAGCUGCUCAUCCGCAAGCUGCCCUUCCAGCGUCUGGUGAGAGAAAUCGCGCAGGAUUUCAAGACCGACCUGCGUUUCCAGAGCGCUGCCAUCGGUGCUCUUCAGGAAGCCAGUGAGGCUUACCUGGUGGGUCUGUUUGAGGACACCAACCUGUGCGCCAUCCACGCCAAGCGUGUCACCAUCAUGCCCAAAGACAUCCAGCUGGCUCGUAGGAUAAGGGGAGAGAGGGCCUAAACAGCAACGGCCUCAUUGUCAAGAUCCUAUUUAUCGUACUUACCAUUUUUGUGGACAUUUUAUUUCUUUUUUUUUUUUUUUUUUUUUUUUUUUUUUUUUACAAGUUUUCUUUGGAUUUUUGUAUUUUAACCGGGACAAUUCAUCAACCAUUCCACAAGCCUGAGUACACUUAGGAUAUUUGGAAAUGUUGUGCAGUAGGUUUAUCUACUCAUCAUGGGUCUCAUUACUACAUGUUUCAGCCAUUAUAUCAACGUAAGUCCUUUUGUUGGGUAUCUACUCCCUCUGAGGAUGAAGUUUGUCGGGGAUGCAUUCUUUACAUCUUCUGUAGGUGUCCAGGGUCUCUUCACCCAUCUACCACUUCUCACAAAAAUGCCAGCAUGUCAUGUUCAACUGGUCUCUGCAGCAUUGGGUAUUGGCUACUACAAGUUGAUAUCUGCAUUGUGUGUGACCAAGAGCAUGGCAGACCCCACCUGUAUUUUUCUGGACUGCUUUUUACAUGUUUUUCAACAUAAAAAUCUUGGCAGCUACAUUUAAUACUAUUUAUGGAAAUGUUGUCACGUCUUUCUAUUAAAGGUCUUUAUGAGUAGAAAA
Messenger RNA from Plectropomus leopardus (leopard coralgrouper), 1113 nucleotides. RefSeq names its product histone H3.3A. Gene Ontology annotation, cellular component: nucleosome. The record is from RefSeq and is a predicted model, not a curated record. Lineage: Eukaryota; Metazoa; Chordata; Actinopteri; Perciformes; Serranidae. Gene Ontology annotation, molecular function: protein heterodimerization activity; DNA binding; structural constituent of chromatin.